UGGCAAGUGAGCGAUGUGACCAAGACUGAAGUGCGAGGUAAGAAUUACUUGAAGGAUAAGCAAAAGAUUCCAUCAGCUGCUUCCGCUUUCAACUUGGUCAGCGUACACGGGUUUACAUCAGCAGACAAGAUAAGGUUUGCUACAAAGGAUCAGAGGCUACAGAAGUGGCCGCGUACAUUGAUCCCUGGGACGAAUAGACCGAAGUUCAUGUUCGUGAUGCAUUUCGAUGUCGAGCCACAGCACCUGAUCCUUGCGUUUGAAUUGAACGAGGAGGUCUUGGAGACAGACAAGCCAUUUGCGAGGACCUGGAAGAGAUUUUUAGAGGGCAAUGAUGCUUACAAGUCAGAAAGGGUGAAGUUGAUCACUUCGUUGGUUCAAGCAAACUGGGUGGUACGCAAAGCCGUGGGGAAGCCAGUGCCUGCAAUCCUAGGAAACAAGCUGACAACUAGUUUCUAUCAAACUGACGAUCUGCUGGAAGCCACCUGCGACGUCACAUCAUCAGUGUUUGCACGUGCGAUCCUGAGCGUGAUUCGAAGGGCUUGCAAGGACAUUGUGUGUGACCUGUUGAUAUGGAUUGAGAGCAGAGAGGAGGACGAGCUUCCAGAGAGAAUAUUCGGGGGUGUGAGG
Guillardia theta CCMP2712 is the source of this 627-nucleotide messenger RNA. RefSeq lists its product as hypothetical. The transcript has a single exon. The record is from RefSeq and is a predicted model, not a curated record. Lineage: Eukaryota; Cryptophyceae; Pyrenomonadales; Geminigeraceae. The annotation marks the transcript as partial.